ACUAUUUCUACAUUUCUCUGUCAAUUUGUUUUCUCUUUAUCUGGAAAGCAAAAUUAAUUAGCAAAAUCAUUAUUAUUUCUACUUCAAUCCAUUUCAAUUAUCAAUCAUGGGCACCGAAUAUGAUUAUCUCUUCAAGCUUUUGCUCAUCGGAGACUCCUCCGUCGGAAAAUCCUGUCUUCUUCUCCGAUUCGCCGAUGAUUCUUAUGUGGACAGCUAUAUCAGUACCAUUGGUGUUGAUUUUAAAAUCAGAACUGUGGAGCUGGAUGGCAAGACAAUUAAGCUGCAGAUUUGGGAUACUGCUGGACAGGAGCGUUUCCGGACUAUAACAAGCAGUUAUUACCGAGGAGCACAUGGGAUAAUAAUUGUUUAUGAUGUCACCGAAAUGGAGAGCUUCAACAAUGUCAAGCAGUGGCUGAAUGAAAUUGAUAGAUAUGCCAAUGACAGUGUGUGCAAGCUCUUAGUUGGAAACAAAUGUGAUCUGGUUGAGAACAAAGUUGUGGACACACAAACAGCAAAGGCGUUUGCAGAUGAGCUUGGCAUUCCUUUUCUAGAGACAAGUGCUAAAGAUUCAAUCAAUGUGGAGCAGGCUUUCCUAACCAUGGCUGCCGAAAUUAAGAAAAAGAUGGGUAACCUGCCAACUGCAAACAAAUCAACAGGAACAGUUGAGAUGAAGGGGCAACCGAUUCAGCAGAAUAACAAUUGUUGUGGUUAGCCAUUCAUAUGUAAAUUUAAUCCGCCAUCGCAAGACUGUUUAACAAUUCUGUGCUUGACGUUGCCUGUGAAAUUGGAAGUCUUAACGUAGAUUCUGUUAAAUAUUUUGUGCUUUAAGUUGUCUGUGAAAAUGGAAGUCUUAACUUCUAAAGAACGGUCCUUGUCACUUCUCUCUUGUAAAGUAAGGCAUCUUUGACUAA
This is a messenger RNA of Mercurialis annua (annual mercury), 911 nucleotides long. Its product is annotated as ras-related protein RABD1. NCBI's taxonomy places the organism in Eukaryota, Viridiplantae, Streptophyta, Magnoliopsida, Malpighiales, Euphorbiaceae. Bases 107 to 712 code for a protein of 201 amino acids. The record is from RefSeq and is a predicted model, not a curated record. The transcript is spliced from 8 exons. Gene Ontology annotation, molecular function: GTPase activity; GTP binding.